Molecule: messenger RNA, 5982 nt
Organism: Trachemys scripta elegans
Lineage: Eukaryota; Metazoa; Chordata; Testudines; Emydidae
Gene: SHC3
Product: SHC adaptor protein 3
Exons: 12
Coding region: 273-2171 (632 amino acids)
Biological process (GO): cell surface receptor protein tyrosine kinase signaling pathway; intracellular signal transduction
Cellular component (GO): plasma membrane
Molecular function (GO): receptor tyrosine kinase binding
Source: RefSeq, a predicted model, not a curated record
UUGUGUGAGUCAUGCUUUUGCUGUGAGCGACUUGGCAGCUCUAAGCAGGACUGGGAUCUCUGUCAUAGAAAACUAUUACUUCACCCAACCUUAACGUGGAACCAUAAAUUUAUUUAAAAAUUUUUUUGUACUUCCUUAUACUCUUUAUUCUUUUUAAGCCAAAAUUUACUCUCUGUCCUCAUUAUUAUGAAUCGCCUGCUAUGUUAGCACAGGCAUCUCCUGCAUUGGCAUCAGAUUUGCCAGAACAUAUGCAGGAAACCAGAUAGAAGGGCAUGCUUCAGCGUACCAAGUAUAACCGCUUCAGGAAUGAUUCAGUGACAUCAGUUGAUGAUCUUAUUCACAAUUUGUCCAUGAACAGCAAAGUCUCAGCAGUUGCUACGACCUCAACAGCACCUUCAUACCUGGUCUCGCCUGAAGUUCUCCGCAAAGACCAAGAAGAUGGACCCACCACCUUUUGUACCCUCAUCCAUAAGGUGUCCCACUUGAAACUCUCCAACACAGGCAGCCUUUUGGGUAUCAAAAAUCUCUCCUCUGCAGUGAAGGAGCUUGCUGUCUCCAAAUUGCAGGGAAGCUCGAGUGCUUCUAGCUCAGCAGCAGGGGCUUCAGAAAACACAUGUAACCUUGUCUCUGCCACUCCGUGUUCUCAGCAGGACAUGAGCAAGAUGAGUACAGGAAAAAAAACACGGUCAGAGGAAAUGCACCUGGGAGGUGAAGACUGGAAUCAAAGUAGCAGCUUUGUCAAUAAACCCUCCCGAGGGUGGCUGCACUCAAAUGAGAAGAUCCUGGGACCUGGUGUGACGUACAUUGUGAAGUACUUGGGUUGUAUAGAGGUCUUACGCUCAAUGAGAUCUCUUGACUUCAAUACAAGAACACAGAUUACAAGGGAAGCAAUCAGCCGUGUUUGUGAAGCAGUACCUGGAGCCAAAGCAGCCUUCAAAAAAAGAAAGCCACCAAGCAAAGUUCUCUCUAGCGUCUUGGGAAAGAGCAAUCUUCAGUUUGCAGGAAUGAACAUAACUCUGAAUAUAUCCACCACCAGCUUAAAUCUAAUGACUCCUGAUUCAAAACAGAUCAUAGCAAAUCAUCAUAUGCAGUCUAUUUCCUUUGCCUCUGGAGGUGAUCCGGAUACAACAGACUAUGUUGCAUAUGUAGCUAAGGACCCUGUUAAUCGCAGAGCGUGCCAUAUACUGGAAUGCUGUGAUGACCUGGCCCAGGAUAUUAUCAGCACCAUAGGGCAAGCAUUUGAACUUCGAUUUAAGCAAUAUUUACGGUGUCCCUCUAAGAUACCUGCUCUCCAUGAUAGGAUGCAGAGUUUUGAUGAACCUUGGAUGGAGGAAAAUGGAGAGCCAGCAGAACAUCCCUAUUACAACAGCAUUCCUAAUAAAAUGCCUCCUACUGGUGGCUUUAUUGAUGCUAGAUUCAAAACUAGGAUCCCAAAUGCCGCAGAUACUGCUCAGUCUGCAGCAGCAGCAGGAAGAGAACAAACAUACUACCAGAGUCGACACUUCGGAGACAAAUUCAGUGAAGACUGGCAGCAUGCUCCUGUUAAACAAGGGUCCUUGGACAUUUACAGCGUGCCAGAAGGGAAGCUUCAGGUAACCCCAACAGGAGAGGUGCCAGCUUAUGUGAACACCCAACAUAUAAACAUGGAAGCUCUACUUGCACUUCAGGCAGAUGCUGAAAGUGCAUUCAGUGGAACAAAAGAGUGUACCAAAGACAGCAGUCCAAGAAAAGAUCUGUUUGAUAUGAAACCUUUUGAAGAUGCUCUCAAGAACCAGGCCACUGGGCCUGCGCUGAAUAAGGCUUCCUCGGUCGAGUAUACCAGUCCUCCAUUACCCAGAGCAGCUAACUGCACUAUAAUGAACGAGCUGAAUACAGAGCCUUGGUAUCAAGGAGAGAUGAGUAGGAAAGAGGCAGAACAGCUGUUAAAGAAAUGUGGAGACUUCCUGGUCAGGAAAAGCACCACAAAUCCAGGCUCCUAUGUGCUGACUGGUAUGCACAAUAGACAAGCCAAACAUCUUCUUUUAGUGGAUCCGGAAGGAACUGUUCGUACAAAGGAUCGUGUAUUUGACAGCAUAAGCCAUCUCAUCAACCAUCAUCUUGAGAACAAUUUGCCAAUAGUUUCCACUGGAAGUGAACUCUGCCUCCAGCAGCCAGUUGAGAGGAAACAGUGACCCAUGGUGACAUGUUCAGCAUUUGUAAGCUAUAACCACUGCAGUGGACACUGCAAACCUGGAAACAUGUACAUUAAAAAAUACACACAUAUAUCUAUCACCAAUAUGUUUUCUUGAGCUUUAAAAAGCCCCAUCCCGUACAGUACCACUUGACAUUUCUUACUGCUCUAUGCAGACAUGAAGUAUGAUUAAAAACACAGAUAGAUUUCUUAAAAUGUAAUUUCAAUAAAAUUAUUCUGAAUCUUUAAUGUGAAUAUUGACAGUGUACAUACACACAUUAUACAUAAAUAUAGUAAUAUAUUUAUAUUUUUCAAGUCUGUCUGUUGAAGGUAUGGAACUAAUGUUCUGUGCCAUGUGUUUUUAACUGAAAAAGAUGCCCAUUGUGAUUGUUCAGAUAAAAAUAGAAGUCAACAGUCUCAUUUCCUUGAGAAUACAAUAUUAGAAGUCUUAUUUGUAAUUUUAUCUAAUAAGCACAAUUAUGGUGAGAACACAGGCGGAUUACAUUGGUUAAAUACCAGUCGAGGGGAUUAAAUUCAGUAGCUCGUAUUCUAACAUGGAAAUUUAGCUUGAAACAAUUUUUAAAAGCAUUAUUCAGUGUCACUGAGUUCAAAAGCAUUUUCUCUUUUUGAUGUCCAGUUUGAAUUCUUAUAUGAUGCUACUCAAGAUAUGUGUAACUUGCUUUGACAAUGACUUGGUGUGAUCUCUCUGUGUACAAGGUGUAUGCAUUUGAUUUUUCUAACAAUAAUAUAAUUGAACUAAUAUUCUGCAGCUUUGAUUUAUUAAAUUCAAUACUAAGAUUAUUUACAAAUAGUUCACUUCUUGUGCUAAAGAAUUAAUUUUUUUUGACUGCCAGUCACCAAUGAGAUGUCAUACAUUGAUUAAGAGGGUUCAAACUGCUUGUUUUUUAAAUAUAUUUGGUGCAAGAUGCUUGUGGUUGGUCAAAAAGACACACAAAAAAGUUUUUUUUCCUCAUAGAACAAUGACAAAAAUGAAUACCUAGAAUGUUAGUCCAUUUAAAUGAUCUAACUUUGAUUCACUUAGUUUUUAUGUGCCUCUCCCUAAAGUACAGCUUCAAGUUAACCUUCAGCAAGUGAUUGUUUUUAUAAAUGUAUUGGUUGUCUCUAAUUAGCAGUGUGGAAAAAAUAUAUAUAUAUUAGAGUUGCUUUUUUGGCAGAUAUUUCAUUAACAUUUGGUAUUGGGAAGUGUACAUUGAAAAGUGCAUUCUGACACACACACACACACACACACACACACUUCAUUAAUUUGCCUUUCUUUUGGAAUGGACUUUGUCUUUCAGUUAUACAUAUCUAACUGAGGGCCAAAUUCAGCUCUCUGUUUAACUGAUGCAACUCCCAUAGACUUCAGUGAAGGUUGCACCAUUGUAACUGAGAGCAAAAUUUAAACUUCAGUAUUUCUAAGUCAGAAAUUUAAACCAAGUUUCAGGAUUUGAUUAAUAAAGGCCCUGAUUAAGGAAGGUACUUACACUCAUGUCUACCCUCAAGUAUGUUAGUUCAACUGAAGUCAAUAGACCUGUCAUGUCCUUAAAGUUAGACAUGUGCCUAAGUAUUUUGCUGAAAUGGGGCCAAGUUGACUUCAGGAUUUGCUUUAGAAUCCAUUCCUAGGAUGACAGUUUUAAAACUCACAAAUAAUGUCCUCCUUGUGCCAUGGACUACGCAAAGGUCAUUACUUUGCAAGUUUGUUUAAGAUUAAUCUCUAAUUUCAAAAAGGAAUCCCACAGCUGGUCUAGAGCUCACUACCUGAAAAGAGCUAUCAGAGGAAGAAUUGACUUUCAAAGAUUUUUGAGAAUUUAAAAUUACAUUUUCACCUCUAAUCUCUCCAUCUCAGCAUGUUUCACUUCCCAAUGCAUUGCCAUGGGACCAGCCCACAGCUAGCCCCUAUCACCCUGUCUACCCAGUCCCAUGAAACUUCCCAGCCUAUGUUUAUCCCUUCCUGGAACUCCUUUAGCCAUUCAAGACUCACCCUAGCUGGCAUCGCACACUAAAUCACUCAUCUGGCUUCUCUCUUGGAUCCCCACUAACCACUCCCUGACACAUCUUUACAUCUAGGCCGCAGAGGCUGAUUAUCACCACCACUUCCCCAUGCAGCAGUUGGACCUUCUCCCCAUCAGACCACACCCAAAUCUUCUUUCUCCCCCUCCCUCCCCCGUUCCCUAUAUGUGGGGGGAAGUAGAUCUUCUUUAUGCCUCCUAGUAGGCAGGGAAUUAUGGCUGCAUCCUUCCCUUUUCCUCCUUGCUGUGAUGAUACAGCUGUUUGCUUCAGUUCCCAUCUCCUCUGCACAGAACAGUAGGUUUGGCUAGGAGCAGAGAGCACAGGAAAGGAGUCAGAUGGAUUAUAACAGUCGCCCAGGGCAUGGAUGGAGAUCUUCAGAUUAGGUCUGCCCUAUUCGAUGCUGGAAUACAGAAGGCUGAAAUAUGGAGAUACUUAAGUGUUAUAUCCUUGGGGGCAACAGUUUUAGGAAGAAAUCACUGGAGACACAGAGAGCUGUAAAUCUUGGAGCAGCCAUUUAUUGCUACACACACAACUAACCAACAGCCAGCCCAACUGGCUGGGCUAUCCCCUAAUAAUCUAACUCCAUUGCCACUGUAAUACAAGAUUCUAUUACCACGACAACCAAAUACACAACAUAUUCCCCCCCCCUUAAUAAGAAUGUCCCCAAAAUAAAACAAACACUAACUGCCUCCAUUCCCGGCUAAACCCCGGGGAUUAUUUUGCCCUGUAACCGUGGGUUCACCCUAGCUAAAGAUCCAGCCGACGAGGAGGCCUUCUGUCUCUAGGUGGAUUAUGGCGGACUUCUGGUGUUGUUGCACCCAAAACCGUCUUGGGCGCGGGCCUGACAAUGGGCUCAGGGUUCGUAGGGCGAAGGGGUGAGGAUGGGGUAUCAGCUCAUGCCGGGCAGAGGGGUAUCUCUGCCGCUGGCAGUAAUGGGGGGGAAAGUCAGGAACAGGUGACUCUUGAUUCAGUGUCUCGCCGGAGGUGGUGAAGUCAGGCAACUCAACUGAAGAUGAGUCCUGAGGACUGGUAUGACCUGGCAGCAGCUGAUCUACAUGUCGCCGACAGGUGAGAUCCUCUGCAGUCCGGAUUGUGUAGGAAACAGGUUCCAUUUGAGCGAUGACAGAGGCAGGGACCCAUUUAGCUACAGAAGUAUAAUUCCAAGCCAAAACCAGCUGUCCUGGGCUAAAAGUUCGGUCUUUCGCUCUGGGUGCACGCCUGAUGAUUUGAUCUUGCUGCUGAUGUUGCACAAUUUGUCAGGUUUCAGCAGAUCAAAGCAAGUGUACAGCUGUCAUCCCAUCAUUAGAAAGGCCGGGGAUGCCUUGGUCAUAGCAUGAGGUGUGUUUCUGUAGGAUAGUAAGAAGGUGUCCAGACACUUUUGAAUGGAUAAUUGUCCCCUUGCCGAUUUCAAAGCUUGUUUCAUUGUCUGCACAAAUCUUUCAGCUAAUCCAUUGGUGGAUGGAUAAUAUGGUGCUGAAGUGAUGUGGUGUAUCCCAUUUGCCUUCAUAAACUUUUGAAACUCCUGAGAGAUGAACUGCGGUCCGUUGUCACUCACAAGUUGUUCUGGCAGACCGAAACAACUAAAGAGUCCUCGUGGUUUUUGGAUAGUACUCUCUGCAGUAGUGGACUGCAUUAUAGAGACUUCUGGCCAUUUUGAAUGGGCAUCUACCACCACUAAGAACAUGCUUCCUUCAAGGGGGCCAGCGAAGUCAACGUGAAUAUGUUGCCACGGGUUUUCAGGCCAUAAGGGGAUGCAUUGCAGGCCAACUGUAGGGGUAAAGAUGGAUCAAAGUGCGUCAGAA